Messenger RNA from Pseudomyrmex gracilis, 1432 nucleotides. RefSeq names its product afadin- and alpha-actinin-binding protein-like. Lineage: Eukaryota; Metazoa; Arthropoda; Insecta; Hymenoptera; Formicidae. The transcript has 6 exons. Bases 448 to 1212 code for a protein of 254 amino acids. The record is from RefSeq and is a predicted model, not a curated record.
UAAAAAAAGAUAGACUGUGAACUAGUGCAGCCAAAGUAUGGAAAAAGAACAAACUACAAACCUAACCAUACUUGCACCAAAUCAAACCCAAAAUAAGUGAGGCAAAGAAAGUAAUAAAGAGAUAUCUGUGCAAUUAAUUAUACAAAUAGGAAUUUAUAAGGUAAGAAAAACAGAUUUUUAACUUUAGGGUUAGAGUUAGGUUAACUACUAGAGAAAUAAACAAAACAUUGUGAGAUUGUGGAAAUAAAUGCAAAACAUUGAGGUUAUAAAUAAAUAAGAGGGAAAAACUAAGAGAUUAUUCGUCAACAAACAUAUGUUCUCUUACGUUUAAAGACACAUAUAAUGUAAGAUUCUCUACUAUACUAGGAAAGAAAAGAAGAAAAAUAGAUAUUUUGAAAUAUUUGUUUUCUAUACAUACAAGUCAAGCAAAAAUAAUUAAAUAUAAAUAUGUACACAAUAUAUUCAAAACUAAGUAGUCUUACCAAACAAAACAAUUCUAAUAGUGAAGAUAUUAUAUUCUGUACAGAAGACAAUUUAAAGCAAUCUUUAAAUGCACUAAAUGAGGAAUUUGAAUCAUUUGGUAUCUCGCCAAUGACUAUAAAUAAUAAUGAUUUAGAAACUUCAAAGUCAUUAAAGAAAUUAUCCAUAAGAUUGAUAAAUGCUACUUGGAAUUUGAUAUACAAACAUAGAUCUUUAAUGCGAUUACACGAUCAGUUGAUUGAGUCAGAUCAUAGAACUGUAAAUGAUAAUGUUAACCUUAAGAAUCAUGUGAAGCGUUUAAAGGAAGAUUUGCAAAAAAAGGAACAUAUGUUAUUUGAAUCACAGGAGAAAGAAAGAAGACUUAAGGUUCAAAAUGAGACUAUAUUGCGCAAUCUGAAACAUGAAAAAGAAGAGACACGAAAGCUGAUGAAACAAGCUCAUUCGAAAAAUAUUCAACAUGAACAUGAAGUAAGAAGAAUUAUGCAAGAUGGUCAAAAACUCCAAGAGCAGUUAAAAAAAUCUGCUGGUACCUUUGUGUCAAAAUAUAAAGUUUCACAAGAAAUGCAGGUGGAUCAUGAGAAAGAAGUGGCUUUGUAUAAGCAAACUAUUGUUCGUUUAGAAGAAAAUAACAGAAAAAUGUUGGAAGAAAUUAGUUCUUUAAAAGAAACUUUACAGUUAUUUAAAACCGGACUUGAUUUGCAUAUUGAAUCGUCCGGAUGGAACGUGAACUAGUAAAGAUGCAUGAACACCAAAACUUCAAUUUAUAAUUUAUUUAUAACUCAAAUAUACAAAAAAGAAAUUGUUUGAAACAUGUUUGUAAAAUUAUACAUAUUAGUUUAAUAAUAUUGCGUUUGUUGUAGCUUGAUAACUUUAAGUAUUCUAUGUAGUUCUCAGCAUAUUUUAUGUAGAAUUUUGUUUGAUCUUAUUAUAAAUAAAAGUGUAUCUUAUAAUA